Messenger RNA from Paramecium primaurelia, 876 nucleotides. NCBI's taxonomy places the organism in Eukaryota, Ciliophora, Oligohymenophorea, Peniculida, Parameciidae. The record is from the annotation of a GenBank genome assembly.
AUGUAACAUACCAAUAAUAAAGCAAAAAAGUCCUACUCUUUUUCUAAAGCAAAACGGUUUUCAUAAACAACAACAAAGUAAUCCUAUUUAUUAAUUAGGCUAGUUACAUUAUGGCUAACUACAAUAUUAAUAGAAACUUAAAUAAUAAAGGUCAUUCUAUUGGUAAAGGUCCUAGAUCAGAUUUUACUAAAUCCUUUAGUAAUGCUCCUCCUCCAACAUAAUAUAUCAUAUCCAGUCUAUUUAAUAUAACUAAAGAGAGAGGAAUUACAUUUGGAAUAUCAAGAGAAGUUUGACAUUUAAUUUAUAUUCAUAUUAGAAAACAAAAGAAUUAGGAUAUAUUACAUAAGGAAUUCAGAGAAAUCCUGGAGUAGGCAAUUAUAAUUGUUCCUAUGGUUAUGAUCCAAAAAUAUAAUAUACAAUGAGACCUAAAACAUAAUCUAAUUGGUUACCAAGUAAUAAAUUGAUACAGAUUUAGAUUUCUUAUAAGAGUAAAGUUUAGAUUGCAAUCCUGGACCAGGAAAAUAUGAUUCAUCAGAUAUUGAUUAAAUGGGUUAGACUGUAUAUGCUAGAUAUAGAAGUUCUAGAUGCUCUAAAAUAGGAAAAGAGGAACGAUUUUAAAAAAUAAGUAGUUAAGAAUAUAAUUUAGGACAUAGUAGUCCAGGUCCCAAUACAUAUAAGUAAACAGAUGGUUUAAAUGAUUCUGGAUUAUAUUUUGAAUCAAAACAUCGUGGUCAUGGAAAGAGAAUCAUUUGUAAAGAGCCAAGAAGAAGUUUUAUUGAUUAAAUCUACUAAAGAAAAACAUAUGAUAAAAAAUUUUUAAACCUUUCAGAUAGGGUUUUAGAUUCUCAAAUCAAGUUAUAUGAAUCAGAAUAUUGA